This is a messenger RNA of Ectocarpus sp. CCAP 1310/34, 537 nucleotides long. NCBI's taxonomy places the organism in Eukaryota, Phaeophyceae, Ectocarpales, Ectocarpaceae. The record is from the annotation of a GenBank genome assembly.
AUGGGCACUUCCGAUGAACGUUCUGCUGCGGAGAGCCGCCAUCGAGCUGUGGAAUUCAUCAGAAUGUCGUCAGCUGCCAGGAUAUUGUGUACGGCUAGCUUAGGAGCAAUGGUUUGGCCCCGAGGGCUAUCACAGCUUGCGUUGUGCCGAGUUUUCGAUGUUGCAAUACAGGACGCCUCGUGGCCCACACGCCUGGAAGGUCUGGCAUUAGUGAAGUUCCAUCAGGCUAAUGCCGGAGUCGUGUGGCCAGCGUUCCUGAAACAGCUAUCGUUGGACGACUUCAAUCAGCCUCCGGAGGGAGUCGUGUGGCCGGCGUCCCUGCAACAGCUAUCGUUGGGGAACGACUUCAAUCAGCCUAUGGAGGGAGUCGUAUUGCCGGCGUCCCUGCGACAGCUAUCGUUCGGGACAACGUUCAAUCAGCCUAUUGCCGAAGUCCUGUGGCCAGCGUCCCUGCAACGGCUACAAGCUGGGCCAGCCAAGAAGCUCACUUUCGUUGUUUCGCCUCUCACGCUGCCGAUUCCACGAGUUAAGGCUUGA